CGGUACUACAGAAGUAUGGCGGCGCUGGCAGUGCUUCGACAUGCGGACGUCGUUCCUCUCAUGGGCCAGUUCCAAGGAGGCAGUUACCAAGACAUGCACGAACUUCUGGCGUAUGUCCGCGAAAGCGGUCGUGUCCUGUCGUAUCUUACGCAGAAGGUGACCAUGUCGUACUACAACUUUCAACUCGCCACAGCAAUCGGACACUUCCACCACCUGUUUACUCCGUGGCUAAGCGUCCAUGGUUACUCGCGCCUUCCUCGACUGCUCUCAUCUUCCAGCGACAUGGCCGCGUUCGUCGUCGUGUCCUCCAUCUACUUUGGAGACGUUGGUCUCGUGGAAUGGGCUUGCCAGCAUCGAUGCCACUUCCCAACCUCAUAUCCCCUGGUAGAUAUUGCUGCCUGGGCGGCGCAGCUUGAUAUUCUCCGGCUCCUUGGCAACCACCCUGGAACCACGAACGCCAUGGACGUCGCUUCUCGAGACGGCCAUCUGGUCAUCGUGACCUACCUCAAUCAACAUCGUCAGGAAGGGUGCACGAAGGCCGCCAUAAACUUGGCCGCUCGUUUCAACCAUAUCGACGUCGUGGCGUAUUUGCAAUCGCAUCGCUCCGAAGGGUGUUCUAGUGACUCGCUGGUGUGGGCAGCCACCCACGGACAUUUGACCAUGGUGCAGUUUCUCCUUCGACACUAUUACGACACCGUCAGCUCCAGCCUGGCCAUGGAUGCGGCCAGCCAACAUGGACAUCUGGACGUUGUGAAAUUUCUCCACGCCCACGGCCAGACAUGUACGACUGACGCCGUGGACUACGCGUGUCUUAAUGGACAUUUGGGGAUUGUGAAGUUCUUACUGCACCAUCGACACGAAGGCGCCACCACCCGCGCCAUGUCGUACGCUGCAGCUAGUGGACAUUUGGACUUGGUGACGUUUUUAAGGCAACGCAAUGUCCCUGCCAAUGUGAAAAUGGCCGUGACCAAUGCCCGCAAAAAUGGACAUUUCCACGUAGCCACGUACUUAUGCCAGUCCGCUCCGCAUGUCGAGUUUGAGCUGGGAACCCUCGCACUUAACGUCUAAAACAGUACUACUCUGUCCCAAAUUACCUGUAAUAUAAAUAUGAGCAAGGAAAAC
This is a messenger RNA of Aphanomyces astaci, 1122 nucleotides long. RefSeq lists its product as hypothetical. The transcript has a single exon. Bases 16 to 1068 code for a protein of 350 amino acids. NCBI's taxonomy places the organism in Eukaryota, Oomycota, Saprolegniomycetes, Saprolegniales, Verrucalvaceae. Gene Ontology annotation, molecular function: protein binding. The record is from RefSeq and is a predicted model, not a curated record.